CCUGCCAGAAUCCCUAAAGGCUAUCAAAGGCAAAUGUCUUAAUAUCCUUGCCAUUGACAACAUGAACAAGAAAGUCAGUGAAGGCAGCAUAUGGGAACUCAUUCAUGAUGCAAUAAACCACAGUACGAAGUAUGGAAGAUACACCAAAGAACAUCUGUCUAAGGAAUGCCAACUCCCACCAGGCGAUGAGCUGAGGAUAGCACUGAUAGGAAUGACAGGAGCUGGGAAAAGCAGCACAGCGAACACCAUCGUGGGAGAGCAAAAGUUUGAAGCAGCCUGCACAGCUUCCUCAGAAACAGGAAGAUGUUCUUAUGGAAAAAGAGAGAAAGAUGACCGAGAGGUAUCUGUUGUGGAUACACCAGGGGUGUGGGAUACACAGGCUAGUAUGGGGGAAGUCAGUGAAGAGAUCGCCAGAAUAACAACAAUCUUCUCAGCUGGUCUCCAUGCACUUCUACUAGUAAUAAAAGCUGGCAGAUUCACGGAACAAGACGUCAAAGUAGUACAGAUUCUUAAAGAGAUAUUUGGUGAUAACUUUAUGAAGUAUGUUGUAAUAGUGAUCACUUGCAAGGAUGUGAUUGUUCAUGAUCAGAAGUUCAAUGGUGAUAUUACCAAGUACAUCCAAACAGUACCGGAGACAUUUAAAACUCUGUUAAAAGAAUGCAAAGGUCGAUAUGUUGCCAUCGACAACCAAACGAAAGACGAAACAGUUAACAGAAUGCAGCUCAAAGAACUGUUCACUUUGGUAGAUAGAAUGGUUAGAAGCAAUGGUGGGGUUCCCUUUAGGAAUAGCAUCUUUCAAGAGGGCCAAAAGGAGAAGGACAAAAUCAAAGAAGAGAUAAUGAUGGAGCUUCAAGAAGAGCAUAUUUUGCCACAGACCCAUGAAGAAGUUGAUGAGAGAUACAGGGAUGAAAUCAUACAAUAUUCAGUGCUGCAAUUGCACCACCACAGCACCAAACCCAGCCCCAUCAUUCCCCCGCAGCCGCUGCGGCAGAGCGUGCCUGUCUCGCAUCAGCCUCACCAGGAACCAGCGAGCAUGCUCCAGAUGUGGGCUACCUCCCUGAAAAUCUUCAGCGAAGUACAGCCAAGAAAGAAAGACAUGAACCUUCAUGCACGGCAACUACAGGGCCAGUACCUGUACCUCCUAGCAGUGGAACUGCAGUGCCAGUACCUGUACCUCCUAGCAGUGGAACUGCAGUGCCAGUACCUGUACCUACAAGCACUACAACUACAGUGCCAGUACCUGUACCUACAAGCACUACAACUACAGUGCCAGUACCUGUACCUACAAGCACUACAAUUACAGUGCCAGUACCUGUACCUACAAGCACUACAACUACAGUGCCAGUACCUGUACCUCCUAGCACUACAACUAAAGUGCCAGUAA
Messenger RNA from Branchiostoma floridae (Florida lancelet), 1384 nucleotides. Its product is annotated as GTPase IMAP family member 7-like. Lineage: Eukaryota; Metazoa; Chordata; Leptocardii; Amphioxiformes; Branchiostomatidae. The coding region runs from base 62 to 1384 and encodes 440 amino acids. The record is from RefSeq and is a predicted model, not a curated record. Gene Ontology annotation, molecular function: GTP binding. The transcript is spliced from 2 exons.